Saccostrea cuccullata (small rock oyster) is the source of this 3127-nucleotide messenger RNA. RefSeq names its product glutaminase kidney isoform, mitochondrial-like. The record is from RefSeq and is a predicted model, not a curated record. Gene Ontology annotation, biological process: L-glutamine catabolic process. The transcript is spliced from 15 exons. Bases 253 to 2076 code for a protein of 607 amino acids. Lineage: Eukaryota; Metazoa; Mollusca; Bivalvia; Ostreida; Ostreidae. Gene Ontology annotation, molecular function: protein binding; glutaminase activity.
UUUGGAAUUUAGUACGCACCUCUUGUUGACACUUUGGUUUAAACCAAUCGUAUUAGGAAUUCGUGUACACACCUCCAAAUAUUGUUGACAUUGGAGUCGUACGAAUGAUAAUACAGAGUGUAGUGGAAUUAUCAAGUAAAUUCAGUCAUAUCCGCGUUUGGGAGAUUUCAACGUUGUGAAGACUAAACGUCGAAUUUUUAUCGAUCCAGAUCUCCUUAAAUUGUACAGCAGUUUUGUUUGUCUCAUAGCCUAAUGUAUAAAUUCUUUCGCCAUUUAAAAAGAUUUAACAGAGGAUUAACUUUAACAGGGACUAAAGUUGACAGGUUAUUCCAUUCAGUUUCAUCAACAUGUUCGAAUCCAACAUUACAAAUAUGCAGCCGAAUUUCCUCGCAUCCCACUCCAGUAUACAGGAAACUUCACGCUCGCCUCAUCAGCAGCAUGAUACACGAGGCCUUGCAUAUAGAAUAUUCUGAUGCUGAGUGGAAUACAGACCAAUUUGAAGAGAGACUGUUUGAAAUUCUUGCAGAUUCAAAUGGAAGAGUUUCAGUGGCCAAGUUUAAAUCUGUGCUUGCCUUCUCAGGGCUAAAAGACACAGACCCAAGGCUGAAGGAAUGCAUGAACAAUUUUGAAAAUGUCCUUUCUCGUUACGACCAUGAAAACAAAAGUACGGAUCAGUAUGGGGGAGUUUCUCUGGAUAAAAAGGCAUUCAAAGAAUGCAUCCAGGAUAAUAUCAUUCUCAUCAGUAAGGCCAUGAAGAAUGACUUCAUCAUUCCAGAAUGGCAGGGCUUCAAACAGGAGAUAGACAAAAUAUACAGAAACUGUCGAAACAACACAAAUGGAACGGUGGCCUCUUAUAUUCCACAACUGGCGAGAUACAGUCCAGAUUUCUGGGGAGUGUCCAUUUGUACUGUGGAUGGCCAAAGGUAUUCCAAUGGGGACACAAGUAUCCCCUUUUCUAUCCAGUCCUGCAGCAAGCCUCUAACUUACUGUAUGGUACAGAGUACUGGUUCUGAUGACAACAUUGAACGGAUUCACAAUUACGUGGGUCACGAACCCAGUGGGAGGAGCUUCAAUGAAAUCUCACUUGAUUAUCAAAAUAAACCACAUAAUCCUAUGAUCAACUCUGGGGCCAUCAUUGUCAGUUCUCUUUUGAAGCCAGAGUUAUCUCUCCCUGACAGAUUUGAUUGGAUAUCAAAGAUGAUGUCCAGAAUGACAGGGGGAGAAUAUCUAUCUUUUAACAAUGCAGUAUUUUUAUCAGAACGAGAAACUGCUGACAGAAAUUUUGCCCUUGCUUACUAUAUGAGAGAAAAAAAGUGCUUUCCAGAGGGGACAAAACUACAUGAAGUGAUGGAUUUCUAUUUCCAACUGUGUUCUAUAGAAGUGACCUGUGAGUCCGCCUCUGUCAUUGCGUCCACUCUGGCCAAUGGUGGCAUCUGUCCUAUGACAGGGGAGAGAGUGUUCAGCUCGGCCGCGGUCAGGAACACUCUGUCACUCAUGCACUCCUGUGGGAUGUACGAUUACUCUGGGGAGUUUGCCUUCAGGGUUGGUCUACCUGCCAAAUCUGGUGUAUCUGGGGCUGUUCUGCUAGUUGUGCCAAAUGUAAUGGGGAUCUGUUUAUGGUCACCACCUCUUGACAUGUGGGGAAAUAGCUGCAGGGGCAUCCAGUUCUGUCAGGAGCUUGUAAAUGUGUACAACUUUCAUAACUAUGACAAUCUGAAACACACAGAGAAGAAGAUGGAUCCGACCCGCCACAGAAUGGAUUCAAUUUCACAGGAUGUUGUAAAUAUCUUGUUCGGGGCUUUCAAUGGGGAUGUAUCAGCAUUAAGGAGAUACUACCUACUGGGGUUAGACAUGAAUACCUCUGAUUACGACGGUAGGACGGCGAUACACGUAGCAGCAGCUGAGGGGCAGGAAGCCGCCGUCCGCUUCCUGUUAGAGAAAUGUGGAGUCAUGGUGAAUGUCAAAGACAGAUGGGGUUUCACACCAUUGGAUGAGGCUGUUAGAUUUGAACAUCCCAACAUUGCUAAGCUGCUCACUAGCUACAUGGAAAGGGUUGCCCAUCCGGAGUCAGAUUAAGCUGGAUCAGCUCUAAUAAAAUCAAAGAGAUAUCCAGCAUUGUAUGAUCCAUGUGUUAUAGGAAUCUACCUAGACUACUACUGACAAAUGGAAUUCCAGUUCAUAAAAUGAAAGUAGAACUCCAGAUGGUGAAAUGAAACUAGAAUCCAAGAUCUCUCACAGAUUCAGAAUUACAUCAGGCGAUUACUGUAGUCCACACUCUUGCCAAGAGAGGUGUGCUUGUGAUUAUACUGAAGGUGGAGAAUACUCAACUGCAAUUUAUAGAUAUAUACUGGUACCCCCAAAAGGUGAAGCAAAUUAAACGGCUGAUUAAACUUCUUUUGUUAAUUAUUAUUAACCCUGAUAAUUAACCCUCUAACUCAUCAGAUAGACAUUUAAUAUGAUAAACUAAGUGGAGCCUCAUUUAUCUGGACGCUUUGGUUCCCAGUCAAUUUGUAUGGAUAUAUGAAGCGUCCAGAUAACUGAAUUACCAGUUGAACAAGACAAAAUUACGUUUAAAAAUUCUGUUCCAUUCCAGUUAAUGCCCCUUCCUCAAAAAAAUUAUUCUGGCUAUUGGUUAUAAAGUUCAUAUUGUUACAGUAUUAUGUUCAAGGAAAUGCAAUAGAUAUGUACAUGUACCUGUUGAUUUAUAGCAGCUAUCUUAAAUAUAUUUAUAGGACUGCAUGUAUUAAAAAUAUUUUUUGUAAGGCCAAAAAAAAUUAAUCAAUAGUUUCUCAGGCACCGCCGCAUCAGUUCAAAAAUGGCCGCAUUGAUCAAUUUUAUUGACAUAUUGGAAAGGGAAAUAACUCAAUUUUCUUUUUUUUCCAAGUUGAAAAAGAAAAUUGAACUAUUCCCCUUUUCAUAAAUGCUAAAAUAGACGUUUUUAUGAGAAAAACAAUAUAUUUCUUCUAAAUUUACAAUAUUUUUUUAAUUAACUUUUAAAUAAAUGUUUGGAAUAACAUUAUUUAAAGUUGAAUACAUAUUAUAACUAAUUUCAAAGGAAAAAAAAUUAAGAAUUAGUAGAUAUUAUCAUUUCAUUGAAAAAAUGGCUUGAAAGAGUUGUAAAACCUGC